Molecule: messenger RNA, 546 nt
Organism: Plenodomus lingam JN3
Lineage: Eukaryota; Fungi; Ascomycota; Dothideomycetes; Pleosporales; Leptosphaeriaceae
Product: mitochondrial 37S ribosomal protein uS12m
Biological process (GO): translation
Cellular component (GO): ribosome; small ribosomal subunit
Molecular function (GO): structural constituent of ribosome
Source: RefSeq, a predicted model, not a curated record
AUGUCGCUCACUUUCCUCCGAGGUCUCAUACGGCCGUCCCUCUUCUCCUCGACCGCAAUCCCCUGCGCACGCCUUCCCCUCCCUUCUCUGGCCGCUGCCACCGCAAUCCCAAAACCCUCCAUCACCCUGCCAUUGCGCUCAGCGCCCUCUGCACGAGCGCACAAAUGCACGUUGAUCCAAGUCCUACGCCAGGGCCGCGCAGAGCGAAAAGCGCGAAAACUGCGAUCACCGCAGUUGAAGGAUAGGCCGGAGCUGAAGGGCGUGUGUCUGAAGGUUGGAACGACGAAGCCCAAGAAACCGAAUUCUGGAGAGCGGAAGAUUGCGAGGGUGAGGUUGAGUACGGGGAAGGUUAUUACGGCAUAUAUUCCUGGCGAAGGACAUAAUGUACAGCAGCAUUCUGUUGUUAUGGUACGGGGUGGGCGAGCACAGGAUUGCCCUGGUGUGAAGUACCACUUGGUUAGAGGAGCGCUGGAUUUGGGUGGCGUUGGUAACAGAAUAACGUCAAGGUCGAAGUACGGGACGAAGAAGCCUAAGACGGCUGCAUAG